UAGCCCAGCUAACAAAGUCCAAAAGGCUUGGCUGAUACAGGAGGAGGAGGAGGACUUUGUUUGUUUAUUUGUUCCAGAAAGAAAGAAAGAAAGUCACUAGCAAUGGCGGACAGAGGAUCUGAAUCCACAAAAUCUCUAGAGGAAGAAGCAAAAGCAAAAGCCUCAAACUUGAUUGAAAAAGGCAAGGAAGAAAACAAGAAGAAAUCACCAGCUAGCCAUGACAAGGAAACACAUGGAACAAGCAACGACAUUGAUGAAGACACCCCAAUAGAAAAAGUCAAAGGACCCGGUGUUCUUGAAAGAACUAAGGAAGAGAUUGAAGCCGUUGUCGAAGCAAUUCACCCUAAUAAGUAAAAUCUUUAACCUAGUUACUCAUUUCCUGCAAUAAUGUUUUGUAGUUGGUAUGUAUGCCAGUGAUCAUCUUUAUUGGUCCAUUUUGUCUUUUGAUUCUGGUUAUUGUUUUCAAUACCAUAGAGAAAACAACUAUAUUCACAGUCUGAGAAUUAAUUUAUUAUGUGAUCCUAGUUAUUAUUAAA
Messenger RNA from Helianthus annuus (common sunflower), 536 nucleotides. RefSeq lists its product as uncharacterized. The coding region runs from base 103 to 354 and encodes 83 amino acids. The record is from RefSeq and is a predicted model, not a curated record. The transcript has 2 exons. Lineage: Eukaryota; Viridiplantae; Streptophyta; Magnoliopsida; Asterales; Asteraceae.